Molecule: messenger RNA, 1218 nt
Organism: Bolinopsis microptera
Lineage: Eukaryota; Metazoa; Ctenophora; Tentaculata; Lobata; Bolinopsidae
Exons: 8
Coding region: 153-887 (244 amino acids)
Molecular function (GO): heme binding
Source: RefSeq, a predicted model, not a curated record
ACUCCAGACCUAUUCUAGGUGGUGAUGACGAUCCUGAUCAUGUUAGACAUAUUCUAGGUGGUGAUGAUGAUCCUGAUCAUGAAUCCAUCUUCGGAGGACAGUCGGAUCCAGAGCAAGAUAUCCAGAUUGCUGCUGAUCCAGAGAGGAAUGGGAUGGUCUAUCCAGGAAAGUUUGAACGAGUUGCCCCUAAAAAGUCUAAAAGUGGGAGCAUUAAACCAAUCCGUGGAAAAAGCCCAGCUAAACAAAACAACAACAAGGGAUCACAACCUGACAUCCCAGUCGAUGUGGAUCCUUGCCUCCCUUCAGACCUGCCUGAUCCCACACCGAAAGAGGAGCUGUGUGAGACUGCGGAGUGUCCGGUGUAUGAGGUGGUGGAAGUUGAGGGAACGUGUGGGUUUGAACUCAGAAAAUACACCAGUGGCGUGUGGGUAAUGACAGAAAUGAACAUGAAGAAAGGAAUUGCCGAAGCCUACACAGAGGCUGCUGAGCAACUGAUGGAAUACACGAACGGUGGAAAUGAUGGGAAUGUGACAAUGGAAGCUACCAAACCAAAGACUGUGGUCUACAUCAUGGACAAGAAUACCCCGAGGAACGCAUACCUCAGCCAGUUUCUACCAAUUUCCUAUCAUGAGGAUCCACCUCAACCUUCGGAAGGAAAACCUCUGAUUGUAAAACAUAACCCUGAGAUGCAAUACUACGUGAGAGCGUUCGGCGGGAAACCUUCUAUCCAUCAGUACAGGAGGGAGUUUGCAAUGCUAGCAGCAGCUGUCAAGAAAUCAGGACUAAAUGCGGUCAGGACCAUGCAAUUCUACCACGAGUACAGUAAUCCAGGAGAUGAGGCACAGAGGCACGAGGUAGCUGUUAUGGUGGCUCCUUCUCAAUCCUAGAUACACCUUCUCAAUCACACCUUUAAUUCCACGACUGGAAGGAGACUAAAAUAUAAUAAUAUAGGAGUCGAAACAUAGACAAUUUGACAAACGCAAAUAUAUCCCCCGAAUAGGCCAGGCUUUUGAUGAACCAUGUAAUUUGCAGUAGUUCGCUUUAUUUGAUCUUUCGAGAAAUUGCGUUAUUGAACCUUACGAAUUGACGCAAGAAUAAGUUUUUAAAAAGAAUUAAUCAAAAUUAUCUCAGUAAGAAUUUACAAUACAAUAUGUUUUAAUAUUCACUUAAUAGCCUAUUUAAUCAAGUUACAACUAUUGACAGAAUCGCAUUAUUCGG